GCCACAAUCCCGGCCCCUGACAUAUGUAUCUUGCAAACCUACUUACAUGACAUUUUUCUCAUUCUUCUGUAGGUACCUCUUAUUUAACAGACAUCGUGUGGUGGGCCGGCACAAUUGCAAUGGCUGUUGGCCAGAUUGGAAAUUUCCUGGCUUACACGGCAGUCCCCACGGUCCUGGUGACUCCCUUGGGUGCGCUUGGAGUGCCAUUCGGGUCCAUUUUAGCUUCUUAUCUUCUGAAGGAAAAACUCAACAUCCUGGGCAAGUUGGGGUGUCUGCUGAGCUGUGCAGGUUCUGUCGUGCUGAUUAUCCACUCCCCAAAGUCUGAGAGUGUGACAACGCAGGCUGAGCUGGAGGAGAAGCUGACUAAUCCAGUCUUUGUGGGCUACCUGUGCAUCGUGCUGCUCAUGUUGCUGCUGCUCAUCUUUUGGAUUGCCCCAGCCCAUGGGCCCACCAACAUCAUGGUCUACAUCAGCAUCUGCUCCUUGCUGGGGAGUUUCACCGUGCCUUCCACCAAGGGCAUUGGGCUGGCAGCCCAAGACAUCUUGCACAACAACCCAUCUAGUCAGAGAGCCCUGUGCUUGUGCCUGGUGCUCCUGGCUGUGCUGGGUUGCAGCAUCAUCGUCCAAUUCAGGUACAUCAACAAGGCUCUGGAGUGCUUCGACUCCUCCGUGUUCGGGGCCAUCUACUAUGUUGUGUUCACCACACUUGUCCUGCUGGCUUCAGCCAUCCUCUUCCGGGAGUGGAGCAACGUGGGUCUGGUGGACUUCUUGGGCAUGGCCUGUGGAUUCACGACGGUCUCCGUGGGGAUUGUCCUUAUACAGGUGUUCAAAGAGUUCAAUUUCAAUCUUGGGGAAAUGAACAAAUCCAAUAUGAAGACAGACUAGGAUGCAACCAGGGGUUGGGGGCUUGAGGAACAGGCCUCAGAGGUGGUCUCUGGUCCUGAUUGGAUGUGAAGUAGAAGAGACCCUCAAUCCCUGAUGUGAGAAUUGCCUGUGUACUAAUGGGUGGUCGAGUGGACAGUGGGGAGCCUGGCUCAGCAGCAGAGCAGGGGCCCAGCCCUCUGUAGCCUGAUGCUCCCAGUGGUUGCCUGGGCAUCAUCUCUCUCUGAUGAGACGAAUCUCAUUUUCAUUUCCAUUAACCUGGAAGCUUUCAUGACUACUUUUUCCUUUUAAAACAUUUUAACAUGAUUUAAUGAGUAAAUAAAGAUGGGCUCUUUCUGGUUAGUCUUUGCAGGAGAGCAGAUGUUCUUAAUUAGAAGAUUACUCUGGAAAUGAGAAAAAUUCUUGUCUUGAAAUCUGGCUCUGUACAGUAAAUGUGACUGUUGUUGUGUUAGUUUGCAUUGAGCAUGUAUAACAUUCAGGUACCUCAUUCACAUAAGAGGUAUAUACAUUGAAUUGUUUUUAAUUCUCUAACAAAUAGGCUCUCUCCUGCACCCACCCAAGACAUUUUAAUAGCAAAUAGAGAGAGAACAGUUAAUGAAUGUGAUGCAGUGUUCCAUUGGCAGGAUGACCUUUCAAUAGCUCAAAUCAAUUUCAGUGCCUUUAUCACUUGAAUUAUUCACUUAAUUUGACUACUACUGUAUGUUCUCUUAAAUUAGAAUAAUGCCACUUCCUUGGUUAUACCUUAACAUUUCAAUGUUCAAAUUAUAAAUAAUUGUAAAGCAAUUAGAAAUAAUUGUGUAUUGGAGGAGAGUCAAAACUAAAGGCACAUGAGCAGAUUGACCCAUUUAGCAUGUAGUUAUUGUCCAAGUAAAGACAAUUGAUUAAGUAGCAUGAGGUAUUUUAUUUGCAUUCAACCUAUGUAAUUGGGAUCUAGUAUCAAAUAUAUACACAGCAAGCAUUUGUGGCCAUCCAGCCUUGAAAAUAAGGCUAUUAAAGGAGAAAAAAAUGUUUAAUAGCACAUAUGUUGAGAACCCUUUUUAAUACAGAACCAAGUUGGAACACACAUAGUUUCAAAGGAGUUUCUAACAAAGAUGGAAACAUUUUGAUCUUCUUGUUUCAGAUGUGGAACAUUCUUGAGUUCCUCACCCAGCAUCUCACUAAAUUUCCUGAGUGAACAUGAGGCUCUGGAUUUGAUUCCCCGUGCCAGAAACAAAACAAAACAAUUCUUAAAUGUAAAAUGGCAAUUAAUUAUGCCAACAUUUGGAUAAAAGAGAUCUUUCUUCUGUCCAUAACAACCUCCCAUGUGUAUUAAACUGGAGCAGAACACGAAGUGAUGCAAAAAUUUCAUCACUAUAUUGUCUGAUUCACAUGCAGUGUUUUAUCUGAAUAGGGAACUAUGCUAUAUUGAAAGGUGGGCCUGGGUAAAGUAGAUUAGGUGAAAUAGAACUUGAAAUUUAAUAAUAUCCAACUAUAGUUACUUUAAAAAGAUGUUUUUCUCCAGGCAAAAAGAACAUUUCUGAAGUAAAAAUCCAAGGAAUACCUCCCUAAAGUUUUGAACAAAGAGACCAAAUAAAAUGAGACUAGUUUAACAUGAAGCAAAAAUAUACCUUUAUGAAUUAAAAGUACAUGUGAUGAUCCUGGUUUGUCAGUGAUUUGUGAAGAGCAGCAACAAAAUAAUUUCAAAAAAUUUAAAAAUCUUAUAUUAACUGGUAGUUAAUAAAUAUUCCAAAUGUCCAUUCCUCUUUCAUCAGCUCUUUAAGGUUAUUUUUUUAACACUGGCAUUUUUAGAAAUAUUACCCUUCAUUUAUUGAACUAAAAGUUGCAGUAAUUUUGGCACAAAAGUAAUUUUCUAGUUAAGGAGAUGUUUGGGAAAGAAUUAACACAUAAUUAUUCAAGAAUAUAAGAAAGUUCAUAAUUUAAAAAUUAUGUUUUGCUGCAACUUACAUAUGAAGCUUAUUUAAAUGCCUCUAUUGGUGUGCCUUUCUAUAUUUUAAUCCACAAUUAUCCCAUGGAUAUUCAGAGUUGUGAAUUUCUGGAUGAUAUUCCCUAUAAUUUUUUUUUUAGACUAAAACAAAAUCUCACAGUAUUAAUAGCUCUUCUGAAGGUGACUGAUCCUGGAACAGAAUCUCCCAGGUUUAUAUAUAUUUGGUAGAUUGCUUUAGCAGGAUACAUAGCUUUUGUUCCAGUGAAACAAAGUUCAUGUCAUUCAUUGUUUUUCAUAUGUGUGACAGUAGCCUCUGAGUAAUUGACAUGACCAGGGUCUGAUGUUCUAAAUUUAACAUGAAGCACAUAAAUUCAAAUUUCUACUAUCAUUUCACAAAUUUGCUUUUUUCGUAAUUAACGUGGAAAUACAAAGAAAAAAGGACCCCAAAUUGAGAGUUUCAGAGGAGAUCCUAAUAUGGAAAUGGAUCUCUUAUAGGUCUUUCCAAAAGUAAAGCCUGUGAAACAUUUUCAUUAUGAUGUUAUUCUUUGAUUUAUCUCUGAUAAAACCAAGAAAAAUAUCUACUGUAUAUUUAUUUUCAAGUUUUUUUCUAAAAUCAAAGGUUUUUUAUUACAAUUUUCAGAAUUAUUCUUGAUAGAUACUUAAAUAGGCUAUUCUCUCCUACUUGGACAAUGCCUUGUUUUCUCACGUGAAUUCUAUUCUGCUUAUUGACCAAGUAUAGAACCAAUUUAGGAUUCUUAACAUAAACCUAGCCCAAGGAUACCAUCCUAGCAUUUUGCAAUCUGCAUAACCAAGGCAUUUCUGUGAGGCCCAUACUAGGACCUUUGGGGAGGAAUCUGGUUUUCUGGUGGCUUUGCUUAUCACUCAGACUGUCAUUUCAUAUUAGAAUGUUAAUAUAAUACACUUUGCUGCUCUUUGUUGAGCAAUAAGAAAUAUUCUUUUAAUUCCUACUUCUUAAGCCAAUUUGUUAUACUCAGUUUAUUUCCAGAAGUUAAUUCCAGCAGUAAUAUGUUGGCCUUUGUUGUUUUCUUUGGGUUUUACAUUUCUUUUCUGAUAGAAGAAAACACUAUUCAAAUGGGUAGUUACUGCUCCUCUUCCUUCUUCCUAGGCAGCUUAGCUCCUGGUAAAUACUAUGCUCAACUUUUAGAGGCCAGUUUCUAGACUUCUGUAAAGCACUCAGAUGCAGUGUCUCCCAGGUGUGGACGAACACUCAGUCAACAGAAAUAGGUAUUGAUGAGUACAGACCACUGCCCUGCUGCAUAUUUUUUUUUUCCACAGUGCUGGGGAAUGAACCCAGGGUCUGGCACAUAGCAGACAAGUGCUCUACCUCUGGCUACAUCCCCAGCCCCUGCUAUAUAAUUCUUGGAGGAGAUAAUAACGUUGUCUCUUUCCCAAGCUGCUCCAGUAAUCCAUAAGAGCAGAGAGGAUGCUCCAAUGGCUCACAGAACCAUGUCCGUAUCUCUUUUCUGAUGCCUACUAAGUCCAGGUUAGGGUUCCCAGUAAGACACUAGAAAGAGAAUGCUUCAUGACUGUGGAUUAGCUUCUGUGGUCUGAAGGAGUUAUCUUUCUCAGAGUGUUUGACACCAAGGACAUUGUUCACUCAUCAAGCAGGAUUGGAUGGAAUGUUGGUGUUCCGUCUUCUCAGGGACCAAAAAUGUAUCAUCAUCUUUUUAGUGUUGACCUUCCUACCAGUGACACCUCUGUUCAUUUUCUGUAUGUCUUACUCAUAUUCAUAGCUAGAUUCUGUUAACUUCAGUUAGCAAAAGACCAAUUUGCAUACCAGUCAUUCCACAAGCCAAUUUAUCAUAUAAAAUACCUCAAUUUUUUGUAUUCCUCAUUUCCAUUCCACAAUUGUUACUGGUGAUGAAUUUUGAGGGUCUGUCCUUUAGCUCAUAGGUGAUUUUUCACAUCUGGCCAGAUUCUUAUACCUCCAUGUAUACUUGAAAAGAUUGAGAAUUAUAGGAACAGGCAUGAGAAUUUGGCCUAAUACCACUGCUCGUUUUUUUUUUU
Messenger RNA from Ictidomys tridecemlineatus (thirteen-lined ground squirrel), 4833 nucleotides. The record is from RefSeq and is a predicted model, not a curated record. Lineage: Eukaryota; Metazoa; Chordata; Mammalia; Rodentia; Sciuridae.